CACAUACACCCUCACAACCCCAUGGAAACAACAUUUGGGGUGGAUGGCAUGAAUGGUGAAGAAUGUUUAAAAUUCCUUGUUGGCUGUUUUGGGAUGAUUUCCUCCAAUCUGCACCAGGACACGAGGUCAGCAUAGCCCAUUCAGCAAAGGAAGGGACCCACAACAUGUCGCGGACCUCAACACUUUGGACAAAGAGGCUACUCCGGGGGGUUCGUGAGGGCAACCGAGUGUGACACAUCCUGCUUUUUGUUGGUGGUGUGUUCUGAGGAAAGUGAAUUCACAGUUCACCACCCUCUCUCUUUCGCAUUGACGGUGGUGGUCUCUCAGCAACAUUAUAUGGAGAAAUCCUCUCACAAUUGAGAGUAGCAUAGUGGUGCGAGAGUUGGACGUAGCAGCGCGAAUCAUAGGCAGGUUGUGGUAGAAGACACACGAAGGAGGGUGCUUCGGUUGUACGUACAGUGAGUUUUUAAGUGGAGAAAAGGAAGUUUCAUUUUUUGGAAUUUCCAUUUCAUGUGAAAAGUCUCGACCUUCCUUUCUGAAGGUAAUCCCAAAAGAGUGAUACAUAUAUCAAAGGGGCAGCAAAGGGGUAUUCCCUGUGAGCCCUGAGUGUUUUUUAAUCUGCUCUGCAAAUGCUGUGGAUUUUGCAGUGAUGUGAAAAUUGUAUUCUGAGUGAGAAAAAUCGAAUCGAGCACGUCCAUUUGCGGUGCACAAAAUUCACCUUCUGCUCAACUUUGUACAAGCACAGUGUGUGCAAAUAUGGAUGAGAUUUGGUAUCCACAUCAGAGACUACCCAUUGAGUACCUGUGAUUUCAUCCAAGCAAACCAGGAGGAUUACCGUGAUACCCAAGAGUGAGGGCAGAAGAAAGUAGAGACAUACAACCGCACCACAUUUCCUCCCCAGGGCCAUCCACAUCUCGCAAAGGGCAUCUCUUCCACCCCAUUUGCAACCAUGGUGAGCACAACAAUCAGCCUCGUUGACACGAAAACACCCACAGCGACGAAUCACAGCUCCGGGCGUACAGCCGGUGAGUCAUCUGCAGGAGCCUCAGGCGGUGGUGGUGGUGGUGGUGGUGGCAAUGGCGUCGGCGGGAAUGUUCUCAACGAACAGAUUUCGAUGCUCUUCCCAAAGUGUCGUCCACGGAAUGAUGUCAAUCUCAAUCCCCUCACCACCCAUGUACCCCCAUCGCCGCCACCAUCGUCGCUUUCCUCCUCAAACUCCUCAGUUCGCAUUCCGCUGUCCAAAUCAUCGUCCGUCGCCACGAAUCCCUUCUUAACUGCAACACACGACUUGGGGGGUAUUUCUGGACGACCCGACAGGUUUAGCAACUACUACUAUGGGAACACAAGUCAAGCAUCAAUGGACUACGGAUCCAACUACACUCAGAAUUCCACUGAGAUGAUGUCGAAGCACUUUCAGAAGCACCUAAAUCACGUCCAGCGAUCAGCUUCGUAUCACCAGAAUCCAUUUUUGAAGGACACCGAAUUGGGAUUCUGGGAUAUGCGAGCUAGGACACCGAAUACAACUCCAGCAAGUACCGUACUUAAUUCCCCGGAAGUCACGGAUAGUGAAGGAGGAAUGGCGGGUCCACCGCUUGGUUUGGUCAGUCGCAGCCACAUUGGGAUGCUCCCGUCGAAGCAAUCACAUCAUAUUCGUGUUGGACGAAGCCCUGUGGGACACGGUGAGAGUUAUUCUUUUGUAGAGCCAACAAAUGCAGCAGCAGCAGCUUCGUGCUCUUCAACUUCAGCUUCCGGACGGAGUGUUGCGGUGGUUACAGACGGAGAAGUUGUCGUAUUCGAUGACAUUGGUGACACUUGGCAAAAUUUGCGCAUAACAACGGAAUCAGAAAUGCCAGAACACAAGACAAUUCACGAGGAGAAUGACGAAGAGGAGGAUGAUGAGGAGGACGAGGAGGAGACUGUAGAUAUUUUUGAGCAUACCCGUGUACCGAGGGAGCAAAUAAAUCACAAAAUGGCCAACCAUUUGGAAGCCACCACCACGAGAUAUGUGUCGAGUGGAAAAAAUGUUUCUGGCAUCAUAGAAUAUGAUGGUUCUCCGAGGCGAUUUGGCCAUUUGGCCACAUCAAGUACCAUCAAUCAGUACUACGAUGACACCCCUAUUUCUAAAGCACAAACCUACGGUACGAUGACCACAAAGCUGAAACCACGACCAGGAUUCCCACAGCGUGUUAUGCCAUCGCCCACGGAACCCACAACCGUACCCCUGGAUGAGCACAGCCACGAUCAGGAGGGUAGUAGUAGCAGCAUCAAUGUAGCAGAAAUGCAAACACCAACGGAUUUUACACUAACCGAACCAAAACUCUCAACAUUUGACUACCUGUACGAAUUCUCCGAGACACGCAAAGUUCUCGAAGAAUUCUUCAAGUGUCCCAUUGCGGAGGAUGAUAAGACGCUUGAGAAGUUGAGUGAUUUCAAUGGAAGUGAUGCUGACAGUACGGACAUUCACUAUGAAUUCCGUGGGAGUAAUAAUCAAGAGAGCGACAAGGACAAUGAACACUGUCCCUAUCCCCUUGUUGAGGGGAUGGUAACAAAAUCCCCCACUGAGAAUGUCACCCCAACGAGUCCUAUGAAGCAGAAUGGCUUCGGGAGUAUCCAAAUGUCGGAGGCACAUCAAAUCAAUGAAUACGAUGCGUAUCUGGAUUCAGCAAGUCGCAGUAGUGGGGAAUUGGGUGACACGGAAAUCAAGCACAAUUCCACACCACAGAGGCAUUCGCGAUGCUUCAGAUAUUCCCCCGAGACAACGGACUACGAUUCCAAUUGCGGGGAUCUCGAUAGUUUAUCUGGCGACUACAAUACCACGACGAAUUAUCCAGCAUUUGCGCGGCACUACACAUCGAUGCCGGUGCUGGAAGAUGGAUUGUCCAGUGGUCAUGCUUCGGACACUGAAAAUAACAAUCCCACCACAAUUGCCGUCUUGAUGGCGGACAAGAAGCCCACGGAGACGGUGAUUGAGCCUCCUCCGUUGCAGCUGAGAGCUCAAACUAUUGUAGAUAGCCCAAUAAAGAGAUCCCCAAUUAUGCAGAAGCUCGAUGAAUUCCUCCUGAACACCAAUAACAGCGUGAGGAGUGAAGUUAAAGCUGCAGAAGCUUCCGAAAUGCCCCAGAGCAUCACUUCGAGCACCAUUUUCAAGAAUACAGAUCCUGAACUUGAAUCUCUCUAUUCUAUUAACAUGGUCCAGAUGACACCUCCACCACCAGCUCCAGCUCCACAUAGAAAAGCUUCCGUAGCUGGAUUGGAUGCAAAUGUUCCGGAUAUUCAAGCUGCCUUAAAGGAUAUCCGUUCAACAUUGAAGCGAACAAAGACAUACCCAACGCAGCAGGAUAAUCAUCUUCUAUCGGAAGCCAUUGCCUCCCCUAUCUCAACAUCUCCCGUUUGGAUACCAAGCUACAGAUGCAGAGAAAACAUUCCCGAGAGUACUGAAUUGGAUGCAUUGCACGAGAAGAGCGCAAGUGGAGAAGAAGAGGAAUUGGAUACAGAUCUCGAAACAGAUAGACUUCUAGGGCAUCAGCGGGUGGAUGAUCAAGGAUUCUACGAUGAGAAUAGCAAAUGGUCCGAACGGAAGGGUCGCUUUGGGGCAUCAACACUCAGCAAAUUGUCCCCGAAAGUUCCCAAAAGUAACUCCACGUCGCUCCUUAGGCAGGGAAUAAACUCCCUCCUACCGUCCACACCGGAAAUCACAUCAACAGUCACCAAUCUCAAAUCACCUAACAACAAUCUUGUGGAUCUCGUGAGUGGGAAUAGCAACCUUUCGCCACAGAGUGGUGGUGGUGGGAUGCAGAAUGUCUCCUCGCCGGAGCAUAUUGACAGCGGAGGAAGUGGGGAUCAGGAUAAGCAUCAGGAUUUAAUAAAUGAGAGCCCCAGUGGUUCAAAUGCAUCCACAAAGGAUGGGGAUAAGAAGAAGAAGAGCAAAAAUAAGGAAGUACUCAUUGAGGGUGUCCUUUUCCGUGCACGCUAUUUGGGCUCAACACAACUCGUUUGCGAAGGUCAACCAACAAAAUCAACAAGGAUGAUGCAAGCUGAGGAAGCAGUAUCCAGGAUUAAGGCUCCUGAUGGAGAAAAUCAACCGAGUACAGAGGUAGACUUGUUUAUCUCAACGGAGAAGAUUAUGGUGCUGAAUACAGACCUCAAGGAGAUCAUGAUGGACCACGCCCUGAGGACAAUCUCCUACAUUGCUGACAUUGGGGACCUGGUGGUGCUGAUGGCACGACGACGGUUUGUGCCGCAGGACAUGGAUGACGGGCCGAAGCCCAAUCGAACGCCCAAGAUGAUCUGCCAUGUCUUUGAGAGUGACGAAGCGCAAUUCAUUGCACAGUCCAUCGGCCAGGCCUUCCAGGUGGCCUACAUGGAGUUCCUCAAGGCGAACGGCAUUGAGGAUCACAGCUUCGUCAAGGAGAUGGACUACCAGGAGGUGCUCAAUAGUCAGGAGAUCUUUGGCGAUGAACUGGAGAUCUUUGCGAAGAAGGAGCUACAGAAGGAGGUGGUUGUGCCCAAGGCGAAAGGAGAAAUCCUCGGGGUGGUAAUUGUGGAAUCGGGAUGGGGCUCAAUGCUGCCCACUGUGGUCAUUGCGAAUCUCCUGUCGUCCGGCGCUGCAGCGCGUUGCGGACAACUCAACAUAGGUGACCAAAUAAUCGCCAUCAAUGGGCUGAGUCUUGUUGGUUUGCCCCUGUCCACGUGCCAGACGUACAUAAAAAAUACCAAAACACAGACUGUUGUCAAAUUUACCGUCGUUCCGUGUCCUCCAGUCGUUGAGGUGAAGAUUAAGCGACCAAAUACAAAGUAUCAACUAGGAUUUAGUGUUCAGAAUGGCGUGAUUUGUAGCUUGCUUAGGGGUGGUAUUGCGGAAAGGGGUGGCGUCCGAGUGGGUCACAGGAUAAUUGAGAUCAAUAAUCAGAGCGUCGUGGCGGUUCCGCACGAGAAAAUCGUCAAUUUACUCGCCACUUCCGUCGGAGAGAUCCUGAUGAAAACCAUGCCCACAUCAAUGUUCCGACUACUGACUGGGCAAGAGAAUCCAAUUUACAUUUAAGGUGAUGAAAACGAUGGACUAAGCAUGAAAGCUAAAGAGUUUAAGUUUCAGAAUAAAUGUGUUAUAAAAAGGAAUUUAUAAAGAAAAAAAAUAAGCAACAGAAUUCCUCUAAUUUAAAAGAGAAAAAAAGCUCAAUCUUAUUUUUCUGGAAUAAUAGUGAAUUGAUAAAGAAAAAAGAGAAAAAAAUCCAAUCCAUAAAUCUUUCAGAACUGAUUAGCGCAGAAUAUUUUCUUUCCCUCUAUAAAGUCUCCUCCUUAUUCAUCUGGCCUUGCUGGGGUGUGUCUUAUCAACUUGGUUAACUAAACUUAGCGAUUGUAUGUUGAGAAAAAAAAGAAACAAAUUUAAAAUGAAAAAAAAUCACACAGAGUAAAAGAGAAAAUAUAUUUAAGAAAAAUAAAUCUAAAUAGAAAAGAAAAUAUUUUAUUGAUGAGAUACCAACAGGUGAAAAAAUAUUUAAUGGAACACACACUGAAGAAUUUAAUCAACAGACAAAACCACACACAACACACAAAUUUAAAAAAAAAUAUUCCCAUACUAACAUAUCAGACACUUUCAAUCAUCUCUGAAAAUUAUCUAUUUUUUUAUUUAAAAAAAAAUAAGAAAAAUAUUUUUUUCCUUUUAACUUAGUCCUCUAUACCCCUCCUCCCUAUCAGAAUUAAUUGAGAAUUAAUUAAUAUUUUUAUACUUUUUUUUUCAAAAUGUUUGCAUUGCUUUUCACUUAAUUUUUAUUUAUUUAUGAAAAUAAAUAAAUUGAAAUAAUUAUUUCAGUUUAAAAAUCUUUUAAAAACUCUCAAGAUUUAUUUUUAAAAUAUAUUUCCUUCAAUUUUAAAUCGUAAGCUUUAUUCAAACCAAGAAUACACCAAAAGUCGAAAGAUCGAUCGUUUAACUUCGACUUCGUUCGGAGCUAUCGGCCAAUCAGAGAGCUUUUGAGCCUGAAGUGCAUUCUUAGUGUGAAUAGAGCGUCUCAUCAUCGUUUUCAAACACUUUUUUCCAUUUUUAUCAACAACAAAAGAAAAAAACGUCAAAAAUUCGACUAAAUUAUGAAAAUUCCCCAAAAAAAAUUCUCAAAUUGUAAAAAAAGAUUUAUGAAAAGCUAUAUUGAAAAAAAAAACUCUUACUGUCUGUAUUCUCUCUAAUAUAUUAAUCUCUCUCUAAAAAAUGAAUUGUCAUAAUUUUAUCUGAGUUUUAAUGAAAAAAAAACUGCUUUUGCCGAUGAUAAAAAAUGUAUAAUCUUAAAAAAAUAAACACACAAAUUAAUUAAUCUCCUUUUCGAUUUAUAUAUUGCCCAGAGUUUUCGCAUUGGCGGCAAAAAAAAAUCAUGCUGUGAAAAAUUUAUCGCAUCGCAAUCAAAUUCAACAAAAAAAAUUGAAUAAAUUCCCUCUCUAUUGUGGUGUAAGAUGUGCAAAUCAAAAAUUAUAAACAAGAAAAACUUAUUUUAUUUAAAAAAAAAAAUAUCUUUCAUUUCUUUUUCUUGAGUAAUAAAAUAAGUAUUUAGAGGAAAAAAAUGUAUUAUAAUGUAGUGAUGUAAAGUGAAAGUAUAUAAUUUUAUGAUGCAGAUGAAUAGGAGAUUGAUGAAAAGUGAAUAUAUAGGCUUUGCUGAUAAACA
Lutzomyia longipalpis is the source of this 6647-nucleotide messenger RNA. RefSeq lists its product as uncharacterized. Gene Ontology annotation, biological process: chemical synaptic transmission. Gene Ontology annotation, molecular function: protein binding. The record is from RefSeq and is a predicted model, not a curated record. Lineage: Eukaryota; Metazoa; Arthropoda; Insecta; Diptera; Psychodidae. Bases 950 to 5041 code for a protein of 1363 amino acids. Gene Ontology annotation, cellular component: dendritic spine; cytoplasm; plasma membrane. The transcript has 11 exons.